Molecule: messenger RNA, 1026 nt
Organism: Pectinophora gossypiella (pink bollworm)
Lineage: Eukaryota; Metazoa; Arthropoda; Insecta; Lepidoptera; Gelechiidae
Exons: 2
Coding region: 1-1026 (341 amino acids)
Source: RefSeq, a predicted model, not a curated record
AUGGGACUGUCCAUCCUUUGUGAGACCACCUUCAGGAGACUGUUGCCGCUGCCCCGCACUCGCUCCCACAGAGAAGCCACACGCUUGCGUAGGACAGCUUGGAAGCCAUCAGUGCUCCAGGAGGCGAACAUCCCCGAGGCACUGCAGCGCCAGGGCAGCCCCAACAACCCCCUGAAGGCCGACGACCCAGCUGACGUCAGAGAUCGCGUUUCUACAACACCAUCCGUCAACAUCGAUGUUGAUAAAGUCGGUGUACGGAUUCCUCCGUUUUGGCCAGAGGAGCCGGAGAUAUGGUUCGCGAAUGUGGAGGGCCAGUUUCUGAUUUCCGGAAUUACCAGCGACACCACCAAAUUUUAUUAUGUGUUGGGACAGCUGGAGAACCGGUACUCCAGAGAGGUGAAAGAUAUCAUCGUGCGACCACCCGCAACUGGCAAGUACGAGAAGCUCAAGACCGAGCUCAUUAAGCGCCUCUCCGCUUCCAAUGAGAAGAAGAUGAAGCAGCUCCUGAUGCACGAGGAGCUAGGUGACCGCAAGCCUUCACAGUUCCUGCGACACCUGAAAAGCCUUGCUGGUGAUGACGUGCCCGACGACUUCAUUAAAACCAUCUGGACAAGCCGCCUACCGAGAAGCAUCCAGACAGUGCUAGCUGGUCAGGCAUCAUCUGCUGUACUCGACGACCUGGCGGACUUGGCUGAUAGGGUUAACGACAUCGCACCCUCUUCACCGGUGGUAGCUGCAGCGUCGACAAGCCAGACUCAGCAGACAGGGAUACCGGGAUCUGUGCUGAGAGACCUCACUCGCGAGAUCGCAGAGCUUCGCAGGCAGUUCCAGCAGUUGAGCGGUGGCAGCAGCAGACAAUCUCGGUCGCGCGGCAGGCGACAGAGUCGUAGCCGAUCCACUUCGAGAUCCCAGUCCAAUUAUCGGAAAUUUCCGCUGUGCUGGUACCAUUGGAAGUACGGUGAGAAGGCGAGUAGAUGCAUCCGCCCGUGCGACUACAAGUCGGAAAAUGCCAGGGGCAGUCGCUAA